Messenger RNA from Talaromyces rugulosus, 1341 nucleotides. RefSeq lists its product as uncharacterized. Gene Ontology annotation, biological process: riboflavin biosynthetic process. Gene Ontology annotation, molecular function: GTP cyclohydrolase II activity. The record is from RefSeq and is a predicted model, not a curated record. The annotation marks the transcript as partial. The transcript has 4 exons. NCBI's taxonomy places the organism in Eukaryota, Fungi, Ascomycota, Eurotiomycetes, Eurotiales, Trichocomaceae.
AUGCCUGAGUCUAUCGUCAUUCCCGCGGCCGCCGACUCUGGCUCCGGAGAUGCCAGCGCUGGACCGCAGUCGCCCCAGUUGCAGUUCAGUAAACACAUUCUGCUCACCACCUACCCCGGCCAAAACGGGGUUGACCCGGUCUCGCUGCAAUGGGGAGCGCCAGAUGCCAAAUCACGCGGCCCCAUUGUGGUCUCACGAAACCCCUCACAGUUGAAACGCCGAAAUGCAAUGGGUGCCCAUGGAGGCAGCUACAGUAUCUACAAUGCACUGGCCAUUGCCGCAGGUGACCUGCCGGCAGACUUCAAGCCGGAUUUCCGCAACACCGAGCCCACCUUCAAGUUCCCGCAGCAGCCCGCAUGGGGUGAUAUCAAGAAGAUUGUCUCGCUGGACCCUUUUGGCCAUGAUAUCGUCAAGAGCUUUGGAGACUACCUGGAUGUCGGCUGGGACCUGCGACCAACCAUGGCAAUCACGCGCGCCAACAUGAGACUGGCCGAGGUCGAAAAGGCCGUCAGCGAGGGCACUCUCGAAGUGGACGGGACCAUUGUCGUGGACAAGAAUGGCGACGUGAAAGUGACCAAGGUCGCUGUUGAACCCGUGUGGUAUUUGCCUGGCGUGGCCGAGCGAUUCGGCGUCGAAGAGGGCACACUUCGCCGAGCAUUGUUUGAGCAUACCGGCGGCAGCUAUCCUGAACUGAUCACUCGACCAGACCUCAAGGUCUUCCUCCCUCCAAUCGGCGGUUUGACCGUGUACAUCUUUGGACCGCCGGAGCGCGUGUCGGAUGAGAAUGUGCGCUUGGCUCUGCGUAUCCACGACGAAUGUAAUGGAAGUGAUGUUUUCCAGUCCGAUAUCUGCACAUGCCGGCCGUAUCUUGCCUUUGGUGUCCAGGAAGCCAUCAAGGAAGCCCAAACCGGCGGCAGUGGAGUGGUGAUUUAUUUCAGAAAAGAAGGACGUGCACUAGGUGAAGUAGUGAAAUACUUGGUAUACAACGCGCGCAAGCGCGGCGGAGACACAGCAGACAAAUACUUUGAGAGAACCGAGAACAUUGCAGGAGUUCGCGACAUGCGCUUCCAAGCUCUCAUGCCAGACAUUCUGCACUGGCUCGGUAUCAAGAAGAUUGACCGCAUGCUGUCCAUGUCGAACAUGAAGUACGAUGCGAUUGUUGCGCAGGGAAUCAAGAUUGUGGAGCGUAUUCCCAUUCCAGAAGAAAUGAUCCCCCAAGACUCACGAGUCGAAAUCGACGCCAAAAUCAACGCUGGCUAUUUCACCACGGGAAAGACAUUCACGACCGAAGAAUUGGCUCAAGUCAAGGGACGUGGAUGGGAGAAGUGGGAGGACAUAACG